CCAAUCUUUAUUAACGAUAAACAUGUCAUUUAAUGUAAAAUUAUUUUUUUAUUUUUAUUGAAUGUUAACCAUCACAUAUACCAAACAAUGAACAUUUUGUAAUCAUUUUUCAACAAUUCAAAAAAUUAAAAUAUUUAAAUUGUUUACAAUCUAUAAAUUGAGACUCUAACUAUGGAUGUGAUCAGGGAGUAAGUAAAGAGGUUGAGUGUGACACUCUUUUACCAACACAAUUAAUUAACUAUGAUCAAGUAUAAUCGUAGUCUAUAAAUGCAAUAUAGUGAUUCAGAUUUUAAUUAUCAACUCGGGUCCUAGGUGUAUUGGUUACUCCGUGCAAUUCUAUUAUCUAGCGGCGGAUUUGAUUUGGCCUUCAUUGUUUUUAACCAAACUGGAAGAGUAAGACAACAUGUGCAUGAGAUCAUGGAGGCAAACUAUUAACUAGUUAAGUCAUUAAUUAACACUUGUUGAAAAUUAACAUCAUUAUCUUCCUUUAGUUAGUUGAUGUAGUAUAUCCCCUAGUAUUUUAUUGAUGUAUUGAUAAUUCACGCCUACGACCAAUGACAUGCAUCAUUCAUGUUUGGAUUCUCAUUAGAGAAUGUGUGAUAGACAAAGAACUCCUUAUCUUCAUGAUCAAUUUGUGUUGCCAUUUGCAUGGUUUCAACACAUAUUAUAUACUAUCCUCAACUAAUAUCAUGGGUUUGAGAUAUUGGAGAAAAUCAAUCUAGUUGCUGACGUAGUUGGCCUCUUCUUAAGCUUUCUUUUAAUCUAGUUUGAAAAUAGUUGGCGUUGAGCCGCCCGCGCUGAGUUGCUAACUGACAAACCAAAAUCAGACAAACCAAAAUAAGAUGAAGUGAUGCAGAAAACCAAAUGUGUUGUAACAAGAUUACCCAUGGAGGAGAUUCGUCGACCUGCUUCUUCUUCUUCUCCUUCUGCUUCUUGGUCAUGGAGGAGCUCCCACCAGUACGUGGGUCUUUGAAGGUGGUCUGUGGCACUGCCAGAACAUCCAUGUCUUCUUUAGGCGUUGGGUUCAUGGUAUUCAUCCCUUGGAUCUGCAGUUAGCUUCACUGCCAACCCGGGUGCAAAUUAUUGGUAUUCCUUUGGAGUAUCAUAUCAUGUAUGGCUUGACUCGGAUCGCCAAUGUGUUGGGUAUCCUAUUGUGGAUGGACCAGGCAACGCAUUUUGGGACUCAGAUUGGAGUAGCUAAGUUGUGUAUCAUGGAUGGCUUGACUCGGAUCGCCAAUGUGUUGGGUAUCCUAUUGUGGAUGGACCAGGCAACGCAUUUUGGGACUCAGAUUGGAGUAGCUAAGUUGUGUAUCGGUCUGAGAAUUAAUGUUUCCUUAUAGGAUGUUAUUUAAGUAAUGUCUGAAGGUGAGACAACGUUUUCUCUCUUAGUUGAGUAUCUUCAUGCCCCUUCUAGAUGCUUGCAAUGUCAGGUCCAUGGACAUGAGAUUGGUGAGGGAAUUAAGUGCAAGGUUGCUGAAGUUGAGGAAACUACAUGGGUUGAGAAGGGUUAUGGAGGGAAUGAGCUUGUGCUCCCUACAACAUCACUUGCCUCCCCUGUAAUCGUUGUCUUGGCAGCUAAUGCAGAAUCUCCUGGUGGUGUCUAGGAGUAUGAGUUUGGGAUCUAAUAUAGCAUUUUCUAGUGGUACUAAGGUGAUGAGUUGACCUGAAGUACAUGUUGAUGGUUUGCCUAAUAUUGAUGCAUGUUGUUUAACGAAAAUUAUGUGUGUGUUAGAAUGAUCAAGCGGGUGGUUGAAUAGCGGAUUGCUAUAAACUUAUUCACAAAAAAUCUGAAUUAUUGUACAGACCGGUUGAUGUGGAUGGAUUAUGAGUACUCAAAUCUCAUACUCACACUAAUGUGAGUGGGUGGUGGUCGUUAGCAGGUCACUCGGUAACUCACACCUUACAUUCGCAUCGUAAAGAAUAUUUUCUUUUCAUACUACUAGAGUGCCCUUGUAUAUAUCCUAAUCUCACCAUAGUGAUAGUCGACUUCAACAACGAAAAGAUACAAAAUAUUUUUGUACUACUGGUAUUGAUUAUUAUGUUAACUAAUAUCUAUUAGAUAUUGGAAUGUAAAGUACAAACAAUUAUUUGUAUCAAAGUGACAACAAACGUCAAUUUUGAGUAUUACUAGUUGAUGAAUUAGUGAAAUGAUCGAUAUUUUUGUCAAAGAAACGAGAUCCACAUGCAUGAAGAAUAUUGGUUCAUAGGGAUGUGUUGUUGGUAACUUGCUCUUCUUUAUUAAUGAAUACUUCAUCUAGAGUGGUCAAAUGAAAGAUGAAAUGCAUAGUAAAAAACAAUGCACACCAUAAGUACUGAUGGAUCAAUAGGAAUAAAAGCAAGGUGUGUCUAAUUAAAUUGUUGCCAUAUUAUUAAUUUACAUGGAAUGUAUUGAAAAUUUUAGACAACCUACCUAAUAGUCAAUUGGAGAAUUGUUGUUGCGGGCCAAUCUGCAAUGCGAGCGCACCCACCACUAACCAUCUAUCAAACCCACCACAAAAGAAAACGUGGGCGGAUGGCAUUUGACAACUAUAUCAACUCGUUAGUAAGUGGUGCAGUUGUUUUAGAGCAACAUUCCACCCAACUCACCCAAUAUCUAGGACUGCAACACGAGCGACUUGUCGUUUGGCUCGAGAAAAGCUCAUAUGAAACUCGACUCGUUAGUUUAACCUACAUCUUGUUCAGCUAACCAUGCUCGUGAGCCAGCUCAAAUUGGUGACUUGUUGAGCUCAACUUGUGAGCUGACUCACAAUGUUGCUAGCGAGCCAACUCGCCUUGUGAUUUAUGAUUGAAUCAAUGUAUAACUUAUGACUUGACUUGUUGAUAACUCAUAUGUUGGUUUGAUUGUAUUUCUCGCCAGAUUAUUAUGUUCACUACUCUAUGUAUGAUAGAUUGCAUAGAGACUAGUAACUAUUAAAUAAUUGAUAUGGAUAAGUGAAAUAAAUGAAAUACAUAACAUCAUACUCAAAUUUCAACCGGGCUUGCGAGAUGAUUGAUGAGUCGUAAGUCAAAGUAGAACUAGUGUGCUUAUUCAUCAAUGAGUGGAGCUCAAGUCAAACAUGUGAUGGGGCUUUUGUAAUCGAGCGGAUGUUAAACUCGACUCAUUUAUUAACAAGUUGAAAUCAAAGUAGGUCAAAAUUCGUCUUGACUUGACUAAUUUGCAAUCCAUGGCUACCCCAUUAUCUGCCAUGAAAGUUCUUUUUGCACAAUUGACAGCUAAACAAUCGGAGUGAACCAAAGCUUAAAGGUCAUUUGGAAGUUGUGAUUGUUUCUGUGAUAUCGUUACUAUACUUGUAUUGUGUAGAAUGCAUCGUUCGUUUUGAUUUUUUAGCACACAUAAUACAUAUAUUGUUCCUAU
Molecule: messenger RNA, 3355 nt
Organism: Linum trigynum
Lineage: Eukaryota; Viridiplantae; Streptophyta; Magnoliopsida; Malpighiales; Linaceae
Source: the annotation of a GenBank genome assembly